AUGGAAAAAGUUGUUGGAAGUGUGCCGACUGUAAUUACAAACACGAUAGAAAUUACAGAAGGUUUAACUGCAUUUAGUUCUAAUAAUGAUAUAGCAAAGAAUGCUAUAAGCGCAGUUGGUUCUGUUGGAGAGGCUGUAAAACCUUUUAUACCUUUAAUUACUGCAAUAACUGUAGUGAUUUCUGAAAUUAUAGUUAUUUAUGAAAAUGCUCAAUAUAAUAAAAGAAUUUGUAAUUCGUUAAUGGAUCGAGUGGGUGCUGCUGAACAAGCUGUUAAAUCAUUACAAAGAAGACAAGCUGAAAAUGAAAAACAUUUUAGAAAUUCUGAAUAUUAUAAAAAUUUUGUACGAUUCGUUGAUGUUAUGAAAAGAAUUAAAGGUUUUAUUAAGGAUGUAUCAGAAUUACAAGGGUUUAAAAAAUUCUUUCAUGCAAAUUCAAUUAAAGAAAAAUUUGAUAGUCUUGUUAAAGAAUUUGAGAAUGUGAUGGCAGAAUUACAUUUUACAAUUACAGUUGCUGAUGAAGAACAAAGGAGACUUGACCAUCAGGCUCUUGAACAAGAUAUUCAUGAUAUGACAAAGUUUUUGGAACAAAUUCAAGGUGGUAUAGUCGAUAGUACUAAUACAAUCAACACUGUUUUACAAGAAGUGUUGAUAAUGAAAGGUCAAAUAGAUAGUAUAACAGAUAUUUCAAAAGUUAAUUUACCAAAUAGCGGAAGUAUCAAAGCAGUUGAAAUAAAUCCGGAUGAAUUAUUAGAUCCUGAUGUUAAAACUGAUACAGACCGUAGAGGCAAUAAACCAAAUUAUAUUUAUAAGAAAAAUUUUAAAUUUCAAGAAGUUGCUUGUAAACCAAUAAUUAUUCCAAAUGAUGACUCUGCUAAAAGUUCAAGAGGCAAGAGAGAGAAAAUCAAUUUCGGGGCCGCUUCACCGGAGAUUCAAGAAAUUCAGCAAGAGUUAAAAUCAAUAAUCAUUUCAGCCUGGCAAGAUGAUCCAGGACUUCGAGCGUCACUUCAACAAAUUUUCUUGCAACUUUCUAAAUUAGCCAGCAAAAAUAAAAAGACAAUGUCUUCUCCAUCACUUCUUCCUUCAAAGAGUAUAGAUUUGGAUGGAACAUUGCAAAAACCUAUUUCUGUUAGUGAUGAAGGUGGUUUAGAGCUACCAGAUCUGGACGUAACUACACCAAUUUCUACUUCAACCAGGACAUUAGAAGAAGAAGAUGCAAGCAUCUUGGAAGAGCUGAGUCGAAAAUAUAGCACAGAACAACUUAUUGAGUAUUUGAAGGGACAAAAACAAGUCAAAGAAACAAAUGAAAUAAUCAUUAAACAGAAAUUACUUAAGACGCAUAACUUAGAGUUUUCAAAUUGCAUGUUGAUCGAAAAAAUUCGAAAUUGGCAAGUUCCUUAUGCAAUAUACUUCAUGAUCUUCCUCCCAGAGGAUUGGUCAUAUGAUCACUACGCUAGUUGGAUAGAUAAAAAUAUGAACAAGGCAAUGAUAAACAGUAUAUUUUACAGAACAUUAGAAACCAUGAAAAAUGAUCAAAAUAUUUCGCAGGGAAUUCAUAAUGUUAUUCAAGGACUUUUGAAAAGUAAAAAAUCAGAUGUAGAUUAUACGGAUUCCAGAGCCAUUAAGAAAGUGAAGAAAGAAUUCGAAAAAUCGGAUACUAUUCUUAAGGAACUUAAAGAUACAAAUGCCAGUGUCACGAAGAAUGGAACUGCUUCAACUGAAAAAUCGAAUACUAAUCUUAAAGUACUCGAAGAAACUCUUCUAAAGUUUUUUAAGUCACGAUCGAAUUUCUCAUUAUCAUCUGCAUCUGAGGCAGUGUUACAAGCCGUUGCCGAAUUAUUAUUACAAGAAAAUGAAAUUCCGGAAUUGUCAGAAUUGUGUUUAGUAAUUGAUAACAAUAAACCAAAGAGAGAUAGAUAG
Scutellospora calospora is the source of this 1917-nucleotide messenger RNA. NCBI's taxonomy places the organism in Eukaryota, Fungi, Glomeromycota, Glomeromycetes, Diversisporales, Gigasporaceae. The record is from the annotation of a GenBank genome assembly.